AUGAGACCUUCCAGGACACAAUGUUUUAAGGCUUCAAUACCGAUGGACCUCGCAGGAAAUUCCCUUGACGAUCAAUAUGUCGGUUGUAGAAAGGAAAUGUUAAAAAUCGUCAAUAAAAAAUAUCUUUCAUCAGAAUUAAAAAAAAACCCAGACUUUAAAAACGCCUGGGACACAGCAAAAAAAACAAUGAAAAAAAAAAAGCAGAAGGCAUUGAAACUGGAACAAGCCAUGGCAAUCUAUGUUUACACUAUGGAUGCUGUACAUGACCAGUUCAAUAAAGCAGUUAGAGAAGGAGGAACACAUUACAAAGAUUUUCCAUUCAAGUCAUUGCAUUUUCUUUUGGCAGACGCCCUGAAUACUCUGAGAUCCAUGAAGGGUAAAUGUUAUAAGGUUUUUAGAGGAGUUACUAAAAAGUCUACCGCUGUUGUAGGUGCAAUUGUACGAUUUGGGCAGUUUGCAUCUUCCUCUGUAGACAAAAAUGUAGCGAAAGAGUUUGGAACAACAACAGUGUUUGAAAUACACACCUGCCUCGGCUUGCUAAUUGAAGAAUAUUCAGAUAACCCACAUGAAGAAGAGGUACUUAUUCCACCUUUUGAAAAAUUUAAAGUGUUGAAUGUCAAAGGAAAUCAAAUCCAACUGGAACACAUUCCUGACAAGACGAGUAACUUCAACUGCUUGGGAGGUAAGCAAUGA
Messenger RNA from Acipenser ruthenus (sterlet), 693 nucleotides. RefSeq names its product erythroblast NAD(P)(+)--arginine ADP-ribosyltransferase-like. The record is from RefSeq and is a predicted model, not a curated record. The transcript is spliced from 2 exons. The coding region runs from base 1 to 693 and encodes 230 amino acids. Gene Ontology annotation, molecular function: NAD+-protein-arginine ADP-ribosyltransferase activity; NAD+ poly-ADP-ribosyltransferase activity. Lineage: Eukaryota; Metazoa; Chordata; Actinopteri; Acipenseriformes; Acipenseridae.